Apis laboriosa (Himalayan honeybee) is the source of this 846-nucleotide messenger RNA. It is a transcript of the gene Bet1, whose product is annotated as BET1 homolog. Lineage: Eukaryota; Metazoa; Arthropoda; Insecta; Hymenoptera; Apidae. Gene Ontology annotation, biological process: vesicle fusion with Golgi apparatus; endoplasmic reticulum to Golgi vesicle-mediated transport. The transcript has 3 exons. Gene Ontology annotation, cellular component: SNARE complex; Golgi trans cisterna. Gene Ontology annotation, molecular function: SNAP receptor activity. The record is from RefSeq and is a predicted model, not a curated record. The coding region runs from base 399 to 737 and encodes 112 amino acids.
UUUCAUGUAAUCAACAUGUAUGAAAACAUUUUAUUAAAUUAAUUUAUAUUAAUUUUGUGAAUACAAUAUAAUUAUAACAAGCUGUUUAUUAAAAUAUUACGUGCAACAUACCAUCUUAAAAUUCAAACUAUGAGUGAAAUUAAAAUAUUUUUUUAUUUUUAAAAAUCAUGUUUACAUAUUUCUUUAUUUUAUUGAAUUUUUUGAAUAUAGUAAAACAUUAUAGAAAUUAUUAAAAGAUAAACGAUAAAUAUUUCAAAAAUAUUAAAUAAUAUAUAUAACUAAAAUUGCUUGUUCAACUUAUAUUUCAUUUUACUAAUAUUUCAUGGCACUUUUAUUGUGUAGAUCUACUGUAAUCUUUGUUAAAAAUAUCUUAAUUAACCGCCAAAAUUGAGAAUAAAAUGCGAAGAAGUCAUACAAAUUAUUCCUAUGAACCUUUACCAACUACAUCAAGCCAUGAUGGCUUGGAAGAUGAAAAUGAAAGAAUGACAGAACAUUUAAAGGAUAAAAUUUAUGCUUUAAAAUCUUUGUCAAUUGAUAUUGGACAAGAAGUACAAUAUCAAGAUAAAUUACUUCGUGGAAUGGAUGAAGAUUUUGAAAGAACAAGUGGUUCGUUAACAAAUUCAGUUGCACGUGUAUUGCGUUUAUCCAAAGGAAGCCAUACUUAUUAUAUUUUGUAUUUAAUAUUGUUCUCUGUAGUUGUUUUUUUUAUAUUAUGGGUAACAUUGAAAUUUUUUUAAUUAAAAUAUUUUUACACAAAAAAAGAAUAUUGAAACAAGAAUUCAUUCCUAUAAAAAAUGUAUUUUUUUUUUUGCACUCAUAAUGAUAAUUUUCAAAUAUAAUAUUCAA